UCACUACUAAUUCAAACUAGUAGUAGUUUUUUCCUUGGUUAGGACGAUGCUAUGACGGUGUUAACUAUUGUACAAUUAGCACCGUAACUCCUCUUCAGACUUCACCAUCUGUCUUCUAGUCAACUUCCAAGGUUCGGUUCUAUCUACUUCCACCAGGCAAAUCUACUCAGUACUCACAGUACCUAAUCACAGAAAGCUUUUAAUGGCGGCUUCUCCAUUCCCUGCGAACUCACCGCUUCACUUCUCCGCACCGUCCACCGCCGACGUCAGAAAAGCUCACAAUCACCGGCGGCUUGGCUCCAUCUGUGUUACCCAGAAGAGAAACAAUGUCGCUUGCAGAGUGGAGAUUCCUCGUCGAUGGUACAACCUUGUCGCGGAUCUUCCCAUUAAGCCCCCGCCGCCAUUGCAUCCCAAAACUUUCGAACCCAUCAGCCCUCAAGAUUUGUCGCCGCUCUUCCCCGAUGAAUUGAUCAAGCAGGAAGCUUCCACCGACAAGUUCAUCGACAUCCCAGAAGAUGUCGUCGACAUUUAUCGCCUCUGGCGGCCGACUCCUUUGAUCAGAGCAAAGAGAUUGGAGAAGCUUUUGGACACGCCUGCAAAGAUUUACUACAAAUAUGAAGGUGUCAGCCCAGCUGGAUCCCACAAACCGAACACUGCGAUUCCUCAAGUUUACUACAAUGCGAAACAAGGAGUGAAGAAGGUUGUGACGGAGACUGGUGCUGGCCAGUGGGGAAGUUCCCUUGCCUUUGCUUGCAGCCUCUUUGGCCUCGAUUGUGAGGUGUGGCAGGUGCGGGCUUCCUAUGAUCAGAAGCCAUACCGCAGGCUGAUGAUGGAGACAUGGGGAGCAAAGGUGCACCCUUCUCCAUCAACUGCAACAGCCUACGGGAAGAAAAUUCUCGACAUGGAUCCCACGAGUCCAGGAAGUUUAGGAAUAGCAAUCUCAGAAGCUGUGGAAGUUGCAGCAGCAGAUCCAGGGACCAAAUACUGCCUGGGGAGUGUGCUGAAUCAUGUUCUCUUGCACCAGACUGUGAUAGGAGAGGAAUGCCUGAAGCAGAUGGAAGCGAUUGGCGAGACGCCUGAUGUGAUCAUAGGGUGUACAGGUGGAGGGUCUAAUUUUGCAGGCCUGAGUUUCCCCUUCAUCAGGGAGAAGCUGGAAGGGAAGAUGAACCCUUUGAUACGAGCAGUCGAGCCUGCAGCAUGUCCUUCGUUGACGAAAGGGGUUUAUGCUUAUGACUAUGGUGACACAGCUGGGAUGACUCCAUUGAUGAAGAUGCAUACUCUGGGGCAUGACUUCAUUCCUGACCCCAUUCAUGCUGGUGGGUUGAGGUACCAUGGCAUGGGACCUCUGAUAUCUCAUGUAUAUGAACUUGGGUUCAUGGAAGCAAUCUCCAUCACUCAAACCGAGUGCUUCAAAGGUGCCAUACAAUUUGCUAGAAGUGAAGGGCUGAUACCUGCGCCGGAACCAAGUCAUGCGAUCGCAGCCACCAUUAGAGAAGCUCUCCGUUGUAAGGAGUCUGGAGAAGCAAAGGUCAUUCUCAUGGCAAUGUGUGGACAUGGCCAUUUUGAUCUGACAGCAUAUGAGACGUACUUGAAAGGAAGUAUGGUUGAUCUGUCGUUUGACGAUGAGAGAAUACAAGCAUCUUUGGCUAAAAUACCUAAAGUUGUGGCAUGAUCAGCGACAAUCGUAACUUCUACAAAUCUACCUCUUAAGGAGUGAUCUCUUGGUGCAUCCAAGUUUUGUCUAAUAGAGGACUCUGAGAAAACAGCAAGAAACCCAAACAAAUGAUCGAAUAUCAAUAAGGAUAAGGAUGUCGUGAUUCGAUUUGUUAUUUUCUUUUUUAUUCAGUCCAAGAUUCAGAGCAUGGCCAUAGACAUGCAACAGUAGUACAAUUCAGCUUGGAAAGGUAGAUUCCAGUUGGAACGAAAAUGACUUGUGCGAAAUGAGAUGGAAGCAGCGAAAAUGUUCGAAAAGGUCCCCAGGAAGGGCCCAAAACUUUCUAUGUACAGUGAUCAUGUCAAAUGGUUUCUGCCUUGCUAUCUUGAGCUAAUCCGACAGAGAAGAUGCUCGGCUUCUGAAAUCCUGGCGGGUACCCCAAAGGGCUAACUCAUGAGUUUAGUGCAAGAAAUGAUUUAAUGAUACCCAUCAUUUCUCCACCUGGAAAUCGACCAAGACACCCCCUUGCUGCUGCUAUCUCACUGUAUUCGCAAACUGAAUCACCUUGGAAAGCCUUGAGCUGUUGUUCUCCAGAUCUCUCAUUGUGCAAGUCCUUACUAUACUCUUCACCGUGAUCUUUGACGAUUGGAAGAGGAAAUGAGUCGAGAGACGUUUCCAAAACCAUGGAUUCCCCGCCCCUAGCACCCACAAAGUCUUUCAACUUGCAGAUUGCAAAUGGAACUGGUUCAAAGCUAUGAUCACCGUAUUCAACUGGGGUUGAGUGAUCUCCCGUGACACAAAGGUAAUAUUGAAAGUCUCCAGUGCAUUCUGCUUGCCAGAGGAGCUUGGCCAGCUGCCCUAUUGCUUUAUCCACAGCUUCCAAUCCCUUCACUUUGAAAAUGCUCGCUUUAUCAUGUCCUGCAUCAUCUAUUGCCUGAAGAGGGAACAAAGGCAAACAGAAAAAGAGGGAACGUACUGAGAUUCAGCAAGUCAUAUUUGAGAAGCAGACAAAAAAGAAAUUCCAAAAACUAGAAAAUAAGAACAUUUCCAAUCC
Molecule: messenger RNA, 2708 nt
Organism: Linum trigynum
Lineage: Eukaryota; Viridiplantae; Streptophyta; Magnoliopsida; Malpighiales; Linaceae
Source: the annotation of a GenBank genome assembly